Molecule: messenger RNA, 1152 nt
Organism: Saccharomyces mikatae IFO 1815
Lineage: Eukaryota; Fungi; Ascomycota; Saccharomycetes; Saccharomycetales; Saccharomycetaceae
Gene: SCS3
Product: Scs3p
Exons: 1
Coding region: 1-1152 (383 amino acids)
Biological process (GO): phospholipid biosynthetic process; lipid storage; lipid droplet organization
Cellular component (GO): endoplasmic reticulum membrane
Source: RefSeq, a predicted model, not a curated record
AUGACGAAAAUGUCUAGCAAAUGCUUUAACGCUAUUCACCUACUAAUUUGCCCGCUGACGGUAUUGCUAGGAUACCUCAUAAACGCGUAUGGCUAUGGCGCGGCGCUACAAGCAACGCUGAACAAGGACGGUCUAGUGAACGCUAUGUUUGUGAAGAAAGGGUGGUUCUGGACUUCCUUGGUUGGAUGGUGGUGCAUUAUACGGUAUCGUGCGGUGCCAGGAGCAGCCGGCAGAGACCGAAGACACAUUGCACGAUCAUUCAAAAGGUACGCCAUCCUUACACUAUGGUGGUACUUGUUCACACAAGGUAUAUGGUUUGGCGUAGGUCCCAUCAUGGACUUAGUCUUUGUAUAUACGGGUGGCCAUUGCCACUAUGACGUUUUCGACGGCACGGGUCACGUGAACAAACACUUCCAGGGCUCCGUGACCCGGACGCACCGCGCAUUAACCCUCAUUCAAAAUGUCCUCACAUUACACGGCCAACACCAAGAGCAUCACCAGCAACAGCUCUGGGAUCGUUCCAUUGGGUCAAUCAAGGACGCCUUGCAUGCCACGGACGCGUCAGCCCCCAAGAAUGCGACGCUUAGCGCUGCCGCUGCCAUCAAUACCUUUAUCCACGACCAGAUGCACCGGUGGCAGGGUCCGCUUACCACCUCCGCCCAAUGCAGACGGUUUGGAGGCCAUUGGGCAGGAGGACAUGAUCCAUCUGGACACGUGUUCUUGGCCACCCUGAUGUGUAUGUUUUUGCUGGGUGAACUACGUGUGUUCGGGCGUCGCGCACUGGCCCAUUUGUACGCGCAGAAAUGGCUCCUGCUACGAUUGGUGACCCGGCUUUUUGACACUGGGCCGAUAUGGACAUGGAGGCGCUGUGGCGGCGGCUCCAUGAGUUGUGGCGCCCGGCUGUGGCGUGCGCUUGUCGAGCCGCCGGCCGCGUGCGCGGCCGCACUGCUGCGCUUGACACAAUGUAUCGCGUGCGAUCACCCAGUAGUAAUACUGGUGGCACUUUUGGUCACGUGGUUAUGGCAGUUGCUAUUGACUGCGGUGGCGUCUCGCUUCCACACCGUACGUGAGCACAUAUCCGGAUUAUUGGCUGCGUACAUAGUGACGGGUGUUGUAUAUGCUCGCGAUGCAGCCGCGCUACGUCCAUUAUGA